Falco peregrinus (peregrine falcon) is the source of this 965-nucleotide messenger RNA. RefSeq names its product myosin light chain 10 (gene MYL10). The transcript is spliced from 8 exons. Gene Ontology annotation, molecular function: calcium ion binding. NCBI's taxonomy places the organism in Eukaryota, Metazoa, Chordata, Aves, Falconiformes, Falconidae. The coding region runs from base 381 to 824 and encodes 147 amino acids. The record is from RefSeq and is a predicted model, not a curated record. Gene Ontology annotation, cellular component: mitochondrion; cytoplasm.
CAGCCCAUGGAGAGAACAGCUGAAGAGAGCAUGUGAAAUUGCUAUGAUGAAUAGCAGAAGAGGGGAAAGCUUCUUGCAGUGAGGGAGAUCUAAGCAGCACUUCAGGCCAGGAGGCAUACUGAGAAAAAAAUAUUUUGGAUGUAACCAGCUCUUGACGUGGGAAGCAGAGUUAGAAGAGAUCCUCAUAAACAGCACAAUAAUCCUGCCUUGCAGUCCUUGCAGGACAUCAGUAGGGAAAGAAGGAAGUAACUCACAUUUUGGCUGGAAGGACUAGUGAUCUCCACCUGUGCCGAAUAGAAAAUGACAGAGAAAGACCUCCAGAUUUUAAGGCUCCAAAAAAGGCCAAGAAGAAGAUAGAAGGUGGUUCCAAUGUAUUCUCUAUGUUUGAACAAACCCAGAUCCAGGAGUUCAAAGAGGCUUUUACCAUCAUGGAUCAGAACAGGGAUGGCUUUAUUGACAAAGCAGACUUGAGAGACACAUUUGCUGCACUAGGUCGUCUGAAUGUCAAGAAUGAAGAGCUUGAAGACAUGGUGAAGGAGGCGCCAGGUCCUAUUAACUUCACUGUCUUCCUUACUAUGUUUGGGGAAAAGCUGAAAGGCACAGACCCAGAAGAAACCAUUCUGAAUGCUUUUAAGAUUUUUGACCCAGAAGGAAAAGGCCACAUAAAGGCAGACUACAUCAAAGAAAUGCUUAUGACACAGGCAGACCGGUUCAGUCAAGAAGAGAUCAAGCAGAUGUUUGCUGCUUUCCCUCCAGAUGUCUCUGGUAAUCUUGACUAUAAGAACCUCUGUUACGUUAUCACCCAUGGUGAGGAAAAAGACUAAAGAGGAAAGAGAUGAGCUCCUCCUGUGAUGGUGCACCAAGUUACUUCAUAAUGCUUUUGUGUGCAAGACGAAGGGCUAAACAUUCAGUAUGUGAAGCCAUGUGGUCAUCAGAAGAGAACCAAUAAAACAAUUGAAAUUAGA